AGCAACAAGAAAGUAACGCGGAGGAUUACACAGGUGAAUCCGUCGACAUUCAUUGCAAUUUGUGAUCAGCGAGGAAAGAAAGCAGGGAGGUUCUGUUGUAGGUGGGUGAGUAAUAGUAUCGGUCGUGUUGUGGAUAGAUCGGCAUGGCUUCUUCUUCAGCUUCUCCUCGACCGAGCGCCGCCGCGGAACAUUCGAGGAAGAUAUUAGGGUUUAUGGCGCACGCGAAGCAACGGAAGGACAGCUUCAUCCAAUUCUUCGCCAUGACGGGUAUCCUUCUAUUGAGCAUGCGAUCUUUGAGUCAGAAGUACAAAAUCCAUGGCCUCCAAGAAGACAUCCACGCCCUCAGGGUCGACCACGGUUCUCUCACCGACCGCAUCAACAACAUCAAGAACGACCUCCUUCGAGAAGCUUCUCAAGAUUCCACCGGCCUCUUCGCUUCUCGCCUUCGCCACCUCUUUGCAGAACAACACUGAUCCCUUUCCCCUCCCUGUUAAAUUGGAGAGAUGGAACCACAACAAGAAAUGGAGUGGAAUGAAGCCCAAAAGAUUCCAAUAAGCGUGGACCUUAUAGUCAUGACUUUAUUAGUUUAUUCUAAGAAUGUAGACGAAUAUGGGUCAGCCUGCAAACUUGGUCGACCCAACCUAACUUGAAAGGGAUUUUAUGUUUUGAAAGUGGCAUGGUUACCGUUGGUUCCUACAAAAUUUGUCAUUGGCUCUUAACACCACAUGAAAUUAUCCUUCUAUCUCUAAUUUAAAAAUUUCCCAUCCUUCCAUCUCCUUUGUUUCCCCCCCUUCAACGUCCCUCUGCAACGCUAAUUUUAUUUUGCAUUAUUUUGUUAAACAGAAUUCUGUUGUAGAUAAUGCUGUAGUAAAAUUAUGAUUCUGGUGUUUUUUUUGAAAUAAAACUCAGUAACGAAAUCAUGGUUUCGUUAAUUA
This is a messenger RNA of Glycine soja, 935 nucleotides long. RefSeq lists its product as uncharacterized. The transcript is spliced from 2 exons. Bases 144 to 473 code for a protein of 109 amino acids. The record is from RefSeq and is a predicted model, not a curated record. Lineage: Eukaryota; Viridiplantae; Streptophyta; Magnoliopsida; Fabales; Fabaceae.